Molecule: messenger RNA, 2895 nt
Organism: Paramecium sonneborni
Lineage: Eukaryota; Ciliophora; Oligohymenophorea; Peniculida; Parameciidae
Source: the annotation of a GenBank genome assembly
AUGAAUUCAGAAAAAAUGUACAAUUUUUUUAAAAUAAAUAGUGGAGGAAAAACUGAUAUAAAUGGCUAAAAGAAUGGUUGGUGGGUUGAGUUGAAUGAUAGCAUAAUUGAGUAUUUAUUAUAAUAAGAAUCAGAAGCCACAAUCAAGUUUCUCAUUAUUGUGGUGAAUAUUAGGAAGGGAAAAAAAUAGGUAGAUGGGAUACAAAAAUUAAAUUUAAUAUUUUUGAUGAAUUUUAAGUGAUGUAAGGAAAUAUUUUUAAUAAAAGCGGGGGAGGAGAAUACGAUUUGAAUGAAAUGAAAAUAGGAUAAUGGGUGGAAUUAAUUACAAAUUUUUCUUAGUAUUGUUCAAACUAAAUAGAAACAAUUAAGUGCAAUAUUUAGGUUUUUAUAAAAAAGGAUAAAAGUAUGGUUAAUGGAAUACUUUAUUGAGAUAAGAAAAUGAUUUUGAUAUUAUGUAAUUAUUAUAGAUUAUUCAUUAAGUGGAGGCGGAUUUUAUGAAAAAGGAGUCAAAAUUGGAAAAUGGAUGGAAUUGAGUUCAAAAAAUGACUGUAAAUUUAAUCACAUUGGAGAAUAUGAUAAAGGUUUAAAAAUUAAUAGAUGGAAUAUUAUAUUUACAAAGUAUGAUACUGAUGAUUAUAAAAUUAUGUAUGUACAAUAUUGAUUUCUAGUGGAGGAGGUUUAUAUAAUUUAAAAGGAAUAAAACAUGGUAAAUGGGUAGAAAUUUAGAAUGAACACGAAAAGUAAUUUUUUAUAAAAUUAGUUUUAACAUCGUUGCUUAUAUUGGAGAAUAUAAAAAUGGAAAAAAAAUUGGUAAAUGGGAGAUUAUUUAGGGUUCAACUGAAAUGAAUCAAUAUUAAAUGAUGUAUAAUUUAUUAUAAGUAGUUCAGUGGUGGAGGUUGUUAUGAUAUAAAUGGGUUAGAACAAGGGUUAUGGACAGAGAUAGAAUAAUUUUCAUUUAAGUUUAAUUAUUUAAUUAUUGAUAGAUUUUCUGUUAUAUCUAUUGGUAAAUAUUUAGAGGGGAAGAAAUGUUAAAAAUGGGAAACUAUGUAUCGACUUUAUAAAGAAGAUGAAUUUGUGAAAUUGUAAGUAAUUUUAUGCUAAAAAGGGGGACUGGUUGCUUUGAUAAAAAUGGAAUAAAACAGGGGGAUUGGGUUGAAAUACAUUCUAAUUUUGAAAAGUUUGUAUUUUUAAUAAUUAAUAGUCAUUAAAUAACUUAUCAUGGAUUUUAUUAAGAUGGAGUAAAAAUUGAUAAGUGGUAGACAUAUUACUAAGAGGAGGGCCAAGAUGAUUUCGCAAUUAUGUAUCAAAAUUAUUUUUAUCCUUAGUGGUGGUGGAUGUUUCGAUAAAAAUGGAUUUAAACAAGGUAAAUGGAUGGAAUUACAUGAAAACUUUAAUGAGUAUUUUUCUUAUUAAUACUUAGUGAUAUGAAAAUUAGCUAUUAAGGUGACUAUCUACUUGGUAAAAAGAUAGGAAGAUGGGACACUUUACAACUUUAAGAUGAUUAAUAUAUUUAAAAUUCUCAUAAGUAAUUUUUAUUUUAUAAAUUUUAGUUACAGCAGAUCAUCAAGCUAAAAUUAUAUGACACCUGAUGAUUCUUCAAUAGAUUCAUCAAGUUUUUAGGGCUUGUAUUAUAUAAUAAUUACUAGCAAUCCAAUUCAAAAUAAAUUUUAAUAAAAUUUUCAAAAAGAUUAGAAAAUGCAAGAAGAUUGUAAUGUACAUCAAGAAGAUGAUGGAUAAAUUAUAUUCAAUUCAAAAUAAUUCUAAAUUAUGUAAAUAAAUAAAUAUUAACUAUAUAGUGGAGGAGGAUAAUUUGAUAUGAAUGAAAAAAAGGACGGAUUUUGGAUAGAAAAUAAUUUAGUCAAUUCAUCUUAGUAUUUUAGAUUACAAAACUAGUUUUGAUUAGAUAUAGAGCAAGGGAAACUAUAAUCAAGGCAAAAAAGUAGGAAAUUGGAUUAUAGGUUGUUUUAGAUAUAUCGAAAAAAAGAUGUAUUGAAAAUUUAUAAAAAAUUAGGGGUGGUGGAUAAUAUGAUGAAAAUGGAAUUAAAUAAGGUAUAUGGUUAGAAUUAUAAUCAUAUCAAGAUAAGUAUAUUGAUUUAAGAUUUAAUAGCUAUUAUUUUGAUUAAUAAGAUUGUCUUAUUAACUUUGGAGAAUAUAAAGAUGGUUUAAAAAUAGGUAGAUGGGAUACUUUAUAAUUAUAGCCCCAAAAAAAAUUGUAUUAUUAAAUUAUGUAAUAUAAAUAAUGAAUAAUUUAGAGGGGGAGGAUUUUUUAACUAAAAUAGCAUAAAAUAUGGUGAAUGGGUUGAAAUAGUUAAAAAUUGUGGAUUGUAAACUUUAAACUUAAUUUAGUAGUUCUGACAUGAUUACAAUAUAUAAAGGUGAAUAUAAAAAUGGAAAGAAAUUUGGUAAAUGGGAAAUAAAAUAGAGCUCAAAUUAAGAUUAUUAUAAAUUUAGGCCAAUGUAAGAAUGAAUUUUAAUAAAAAGCUUUGGUGGUUUGUAUGAUAUGGAUGGUCGAAAAUAAAAUUUAUGGUUAGAAGAAUAAUGUGGAUCAUCUUACAAAUUAUCGUAUUAUUGAACUUAAAUUAUAGUUCAAAAAAUUUAAUAUUUUUUGGAAAUUAUAGAAAUGGAUAAAAAAUUGGCUAAUGGGAUUAUAUGGACAUAGGUGAAGAUGGCUCUACUUAAAUCUUCACGUAUAAUAAAAAUAAUAUUGAAUUAGAGAUGGAGGAUUAUAUGAUGAAAAUGGUAUGAAGCAUGGUAUGUGGUAUUUAAAUUCAAAAAAUUAAUUUACAAGGUAAUACUGUAUUUAUAUGAUUAAAGUAAAUUUUACAGUGUUGAAUAUAAAAAUGGGUUUAGAAUCAACGCAUGGAAACAAGAUUUAUAAAUGAUAAACUUGUUGUGA